UCCAGGAAGUAGAAAAACAUCAACAAUCCUCCAGGUUUCAGGGCGAAGUGUCAGUGUAGCCUAGCAUCAAGGUAGCGCAGCUUCAUUUUCCCGGGUGCAUCGCAUAUUUGUUUUUAUUUUUUUAGAAUUAGUGUAAUUGUAGCACCCCAGUUAUGUCGUUGUUUGCUAAGAUAUUUGGAGGAGGAGGAGGGAAAGGAGGAAAGGGACCGAGCCCACAGGAGGCGAUCCAGAAACUCCGAGAGACGGAGGAGAUGCUAACGAAGAAACAGGAAUUUCUAGAGAAAAAGAUCGAACAGGAAUUGCAAAUCGCCAAGAAAAACGGCACGAAAAACAAAAGAGCGGCUCUGCAAGCUUUGAAAAGAAAGAAGCGGUAUGAGAAGCAGCUCGCCCAGAUUGACGGCACGCUGUCGACCAUCGAGUUCCAGAGAGAGGCUCUGGAGAACGCCAACACCAACACUGAAGUGCUCAAGAACAUGGGCUUCGCUGCCAAAGCCAUGAAGUCUGCCCACGAAAACAUGGACAUUGACAAGGUGGACGACCUGAUGCAGGACAUUACAGAGCAGCAAGAGCUGGCCCAGGAAAUCUCUGACGCCAUUUCUAAACCUGUCGGCUUUGGAGAGGAGUUUGAUGAGGAUGAGCUGCUGGCGGAGCUGGGUGAGCUGGAGCAGGAGGCGCUGGACAAAAGCCUGCUGGAGAUCGGUGGACCAGAGAACGUCCCCCUCCCCAACGUGCCUUCUACUUCAUUACCUUCCAGACCUGCCAACAAAGAGGAGGACGAGGACGACAUGGAGGACCUGCAGCGCUGGGCGAUGGAAGCCAUGUAAACGCAGCCACAUCAUACCUGCAUCAGAGAAGGAAGAGGAAGGAGCAAGAGGGAAUGAAUGGACUGAUAGGGUGUUGUGUAUGAGUAUAUUUUUGUGUGUCUGAGGAGAGUUGACUUUAUGUAACACGACGAAAAAGCAAAAAUGCUGUAGACUUUGUUUUCCCGUUCCCCUUCACAAAUACCGACCCCUGGGUGCUCCACAGUCGGGGGGGCUUUUAUAUUGAAGCUCUAUCACUGUACUUUGGCAAAGUCACCUAAUAUUUUUACCCUCAACUUCAAUACAAUGCUAGUACUUUAUGGUCAGGGCUAUUUCAGCGCCCGCAGAGUUCAUAGUGAGGUGUAACACUAUGAGCUCUGGGGUGCGAGAAAGGAGUCAGAUAAGUGUUAAAAGUGUGGCGAUGCUGACGUCACUGGAGAAUUUCCAUGCAGGCGUAGUCCUCAAAGAUCUGCUUCCGACUCACAUAUUUACCUGUGUUUGUGGCGUUUAAACUGGCUGGAUGUUUGUUUGUUUUUCCUUCUUGACAAAAAUAACAGUCCUUUGCUCUCUGUUUUUUGUUAAUGCUGUUGAAAAUAGGAGCGCAGCUGAGCAUGAGCUGGAUGACGAAGCUAUGAAUCCGAACCUCCUUUUAUGUUUCAGGCCACGUGCUUUGUCCCUUUUCCUCCUAUUCUUCGCCGCCUGUCGCCAUUUUAGCGACUACUCCCUCCCUCAAAGGCGUUCUCACCAGUGGUUCUUGUUAUUUGGUGUAAAUAUCCCAAAUGUGUCUCUUUUUAUAUACUGUAUUUCCGCCAUCACUGAGAGGUUCUGUCAAGGUUGUGUGAAGCAUGCAACAAUGGGAAAUCACAAUACAGAUCACAACGCACGGCUAGAAAGAAAGAUGUUAAACCUAACAGUUUCACCCUGCUCUGUCUGUCUCCGUCCUUCUCAUUUUUCUUUCAAAUUGUAUAAUGUUGAAAAAAUAAUAAUAGUAAUAAACUAUUGUCACACCUUAUUAACUGCAUCUUGAAGAGGAUGGUGGUUUGUAAAAGAUUAGAUUAUAGUCAGUCUACAACAUUUUGGAGUUUUAAAGAAUUAAUUAUUUUAGUUUUUCAAAGUCAUGAUGUACAAUUUUUACAUAGGAAAAAAAUAACACAAGGACGGAUGGACAAGCAUGUUUGCAUUUCUAUGUUUUAUUUAUCCAGAUGAGAAUAUUAUUUGCAAAAUCAUUAAAGGUUUUCAAUUCUUU
Messenger RNA from Centropristis striata (black sea bass), 2046 nucleotides. RefSeq names its product charged multivesicular body protein 4b-like. Gene Ontology annotation, biological process: vesicle budding from membrane; late endosome to vacuole transport via multivesicular body sorting pathway. The transcript has 5 exons. Bases 153 to 824 code for a protein of 223 amino acids. Gene Ontology annotation, cellular component: cytoplasmic side of plasma membrane; ESCRT III complex; multivesicular body. Lineage: Eukaryota; Metazoa; Chordata; Actinopteri; Perciformes; Serranidae. The record is from RefSeq and is a predicted model, not a curated record.